AAAUUAGGCUGCCGCCCAUGUGUAUAGAAUCUUGCCAUGAUCGUACUGGUAAUUAAACUAGCCCUGGUCGCUGGCACUUUCUAUAUAACGAAAGAGAUGGGCGUUUGGUCCAAUCCUGACAGAACUAGCAUGUUAUACGAAGAUGCCAAGUGUCAGCUAAAGCCCUAUACAGAUAAUCUGAUGCGAAGGUAUUGUUGCUGGGAUUGCGAGCCUUGCAUUGAGAAGGAACCCAAGCCAUGGCGCGAGUCUUGGGUAGAUGCUUGGAACGAUACCAUUAGGAAGUGCUUUGAUGCCCUCGAGCGUACACCCCACUAUUGUCAACGGUUCACCGACGACGUGCAAAGGACCAUUGACAAUUUGAUUCACGGCGAUACAAAAGAGUAGGCGCGGCAGAGGUGUCAAAAUUCUAGUAUAUUUUCGAUUUUUCACACGAGAGCCCCGCAGAAAAUGUCGGUCUAAAUUUUUACCAAUCAAUUAAACAGUCAAUCCGUUUAAGCCAACACAUUCAUUUAAUAAAGACAUAAUACAUAGGUUCAA
Scaptodrosophila lebanonensis is the source of this 537-nucleotide messenger RNA. RefSeq lists its product as uncharacterized. The record is from RefSeq and is a predicted model, not a curated record. Gene Ontology annotation, biological process: cristae formation. The transcript has a single exon. Bases 37 to 384 code for a protein of 115 amino acids. NCBI's taxonomy places the organism in Eukaryota, Metazoa, Arthropoda, Insecta, Diptera, Drosophilidae. Gene Ontology annotation, cellular component: mitochondrial crista junction; MICOS complex.